AAAUAGCGGUAUUUCUGACAGCACGCGAAGGCACCACAAGUCCAUCCUCCUCCAUCAGCAGUCCGGUGGUCAACAACACUUCUCUCCGCGAAACUUCACCGACUCCUCUGCAGCUUCAAACGCCGACAUGGAUGCGCUGAAGUCGGCUGGCAGAGCUAUUAUCCGGAGCCCGAGUAUGGCGAAACAGUCCUGGACUGCCGGCAGACACAGAAAGCUUCCAGAGAACUGGACUGACACACGGGAGACCAUCGUCGAGGGCAUGACCUUUAACCUCCGUCACCUGGGCAUGACACUCGUGGACCAGCCGAAAGGAGAGGACCUGUCGGCUGCAGCAGUAAAGAGGAUCGUGGCCACGGCUAAAGCUGGUGGGAAGAAGCCUCAGAAGGUUGCUCUCAAGGUCUCCCCUCAGGGAAUCGUCCUGAACGACAGCUCGACCAACAAACUCCUGGAAAAUGUCUCCAUAUACAGAAUAUCCUACUGCACAGUGGACAAGCUGCACGAUAAAGUGUUUGCUUAUAUCGCUCAAAACACCCUCAAUGGGACCCUGGAGUGCCACGCCUACCUCUGCUCCAAGAGGAAAGUGGCUCAGGCCGUGGCUUUGACGGUGGCCCAGGCCUUCACAGUAGCUUUUGAACUCUGGCAAGUGGCCAAAGAAGAGAAAGGGAAAAGAGUGAAGUCCGGUUCAGCCGGAGAGGCCAGCAGCAGUUCCCAUUCGGAGAGAUCGAACAGCUUGGGGAGCCUGAAGGGGACGGAUGUUGCCACAGACAACCUGUUGGACUUUGACGACGGUGUGAAUGUGGUCGUGGAGACCAAUGGGAAUGAAGAGGAGGAUCAGCUGGAUAACCACAGGCCCGCUGAGAACAACAACAACAACCCCGCCUGUGAGACAGAAGAUGGUUUGGAUGAAGCCUUCUCCAGACUGGCAGUGUCGCGUACUAACCCCCAGGUCUUGGACAUUGGGGUGACGCCCCAAGACUGGCUCACCGAACCCGACUGUGACACCGCCAACGGAAACACUCCCAACGGCCUCAGUCCGUUCGGGGAGGAUUUCUUCGGCUUCUGACCACCAACAACACAGCAGAGAGAGAAAACAACUGAGGGUGGGGUGAGGGGAGGUGUCUCUAUGUCUUCCUAUGAAUUAACAAGACAUCACUGUGUAUUUAAGAGGCUGCAGUGAGUCCACAAGGGAAUAAGUGUAGAGAUGUGAGAUAACGUUUGGCCUCCUCACCUUGUUGCUGCACUCUUCACAUGGACAAUUCUUCCCGUCUUUGUGGAAACAGCUCAGACUGCUGACCCCCCCCCCCGCACACCAAAGCAAUAACAUCAUCCUUAUUUGGGUUACUGCAUCUGUCCUGUUAUUACACCGCAAACAUCCUCACAAACUUAUGUCACCUUUUGCUUAUAUCUUUCAGUAGUUUUGGCAUCAUACUCAGUGCUUUGUGUAUGUGUGUAGUUAUAAUUUAUAGAGUUGUAAUUAUUUUUUUAUGGAUGAAGAGUAGGAUUUAAUUCCGACUGAUGUACAGACUGUAUCAACAGGCCUUAAUAACAGCAGGACAAUCAGCCACACCAUGUCUUCAUGUUUCAGUGGAUGUAGUUCGUGUGAGGAUUUGGAGUUCCACCCCCUUGGAUGUAAACAUUGUUUAAUGUCUAAACAUGUGAAAAUCAAGCUAGUUGUAUUUAUAAAGAACCCUUUGUGUAGCAGUGGCUCCUUCGGGAUGUGUUGUUACAGGCGGUGCUUUUUAUCCACUGCAGUGUUAACGGCACUCAAUCGAAUGAAGCCCAGAUGUGUUCAAGGUGAUCAGAUUCCAUUGUGGCCAUUUAAUGUACAUUGUAAUCUACCGCCAUUAUAAAGAAUUAAAAUAUAUUCAUGAAUAAAAAAAUCUACUUUU
Anarrhichthys ocellatus (wolf-eel) is the source of this 1889-nucleotide messenger RNA. RefSeq names its product low density lipoprotein receptor adaptor protein 1a (gene ldlrap1a). The transcript has 9 exons. Gene Ontology annotation, cellular component: early endosome. Lineage: Eukaryota; Metazoa; Chordata; Actinopteri; Perciformes; Anarhichadidae. The record is from RefSeq and is a predicted model, not a curated record. Bases 128 to 1063 code for a protein of 311 amino acids.